ACACAUCGUACAAUCCAAACACAAAACAAGCUUUGCCGCAUGCUACUUUCCUAACUCUCUUUACUCUCUCUCCUCCGUUUCUCUCUCACUUUCUCUUCGAUUUCUAAUUCAAUCUCUGCAAUUCAUUCUGCGUGCGUGUGUGGAUUGUAAUGGCUGCUGCGAGGGUUGAGCGUGGCGAUCUAUGGAAGAGCAAGGCAUUAUCGGUACAGCUCCGGCUCAGGCAGCGGUUCAGGGUGGAGGUGGAUCGCCGCCUCCGUCACCACCCCAUUUUUUCCAACGAUGGUUACUUCUCCUCCACGUUCCAGCGCUGGCUCCAGCGCUUUCGCGACUUCCGCCGUGACUCCCUCCCUUCUUCCACCACCUUCUAUCUCAAACGAGUGGGUAAGGAAUUCAAUGCUGAAGAAGAAUCAAUCAUUCUACGCAUGCUUCAAGCUGUGGCUGUUCCGGUCAUUGGCAAUGUUUGUCAUGUGUUUAUGAAUGGAUUGAAUCAGGUUCAGGUGUAUGGUGUAGAAAAAUUACAUGAUGCCGUGCUACGCAGACCCAAGGGAAAGCCUCUUAUAACGGUGAGCAAUCAUGUUGCUUCUAUGGAUGACCCGCUUGUCCUCUCCACAUUACUUCCUCGACAUGUUCUUCUGGAUGUUCAGAACUUGAGGUGGACACUUUGCGCGUCUGAUCGUUGUUUUUCAAAUCCUGUAACUUCAGCAUUUUUCCGAUCUGUCAAAGUGCUGCCAGUUUCUCGUGGUGAUGGGAUUUAUCAAAAGGGAAUGGACUUGGCUAUUUCAAAGUUGAAUCAAGGUGGUUGGGUUCACAUCUUCCCAGAAGGUAGUCGUUCUCGAGAUGGUGGAAAAACCAUUGGGUCUUCCAAGAGAGGUGUUGGGAGGUUGGUCCUUGACGCUGACAAUAUUCCCAUGGUUGUUCCAUUUGUGCAUAGUGGGAUGCAGGACAUCAUGCCUAUCGGUGCUAGCAUCCCAAGGAUUGGUAAUACAGUGACGGUAGUUAUUGGCGAUCCAAUCUACUUUGAUGAUUUGUUGAAUUCUGAAGGAGCUAAGCAUGUAUCAAGAGGAAAGUUGUACGAUGCAGUAUCUUCAAGGAUUGGUCAUAGACUACGCGAACUGAAAGUUCAGGUCGACAAGUUGGCUCAAGUGACUCAGCCACAAAAUCUUCCUGUGCAGGACACAGACCGAGCUACAGUGAUUCUGCAGCAGGUUGAUUGGGAAUCAUUCGGAAUGGGGAACCUUACAUAUUCCGAAGAUGAUGGUUCAGCGGUGCAAGAAACUGAGAUCCAACUAGCUGCUCCUCCCUAUACAGAAGAACCCCAGUCUGCUGAUUGGAGUUACAGAGUGGGUUUCUCUCGUGAAGGUGGCAUUGCAUCACGGAUGCGUUGUUUCAUGGACCAGAGUGAGUUUAUGGGUUUCGCAGCCAGAGGCAUAUUUAUGAACCGUAGAGCCGAAGAACCCUCUCCGAGCGGUAGAGGGGUUGCCCCCUUGAAGGCGUGGAGACGAUACUUGGAGGCCAAUGUAUUACCACAAUGGAAUUAGAUCUAACAUAAAUAUAGCAGAGGCUUAUGUAAAUUAAAAUUUUGGUGUUCAUCAUAUAUGAACUGAAAUUUUGGUUGAGAUUUUUCCUUUUAUUUUAAUGUAUAGACGGAAGAUUCUAUGAUAAUUUUACUUGACCUCCGUUUUCUGAU
Malus domestica (apple) is the source of this 1687-nucleotide messenger RNA. RefSeq lists its product as uncharacterized. Gene Ontology annotation, biological process: phospholipid metabolic process. The record is from RefSeq and is a predicted model, not a curated record. Lineage: Eukaryota; Viridiplantae; Streptophyta; Magnoliopsida; Rosales; Rosaceae.